AUUUAUUAACGUGUCAUUACGAGGGGCAGCGCCGGGCCGGGGCUGUCGUACGCCUCAGGGAAUACUUGGCUCCUCGCGGCUGGGUGGGAGGAGGACAAGAAAACGGAAAGAGGCUGGAUUCUCUGCGCGCCAGCCUCGGGGCCUGAUCCAUGGCCCUCGCGACUUCGCGCCGGUGUCUGGUGGACUAAGAGAUGCGCCCCUGGGCCGAGUGGAACACACGCGCGCACACACGCACGCGCGGUCCCGGCUCGCCGGCAGCUCGCUGCUCAGCUUACAUCGGUUUCAACUCCGCGCCCAGGGCGAGCGGGAGCGGGUGCGGGUGAGUGCGCCCGGGGCCCGCGAGGGUGCGCGCUCGGCGGCGGGAGCGCGGCCGGCCACCGGCUCGGCAGGCAGCAGGCCGGGAGCCGCCGGGACUUGUGGCCGGGGCGCACGCGGGACGACCGCGGAACCGGAGAUCCUGAGGGAAGAGGGGAAGGAACCCCAUCCACAAGACACCACCGCAGCCUCUGCAUCUAGGAGGAAGCAACAGACCAGAAACCACGCCAAUGGCACCCCCUGGCCUGCCGCUAUGGCUGCUGUCCACCGCGCUCCUGUCUCUGCUGGCUGGAAGCUCAGCCUUCCUGUCCCAUCCUCGCCUGAAAGGCCGCUUCCAGAGGGACCGCAGGAACAUCCGGCCCAACAUCAUCUUAGUGCUCACGGAUGACCAGGACGUGGAGCUGGGCUCCAUGCAAGUGAUGAACAAGACAAGGCGCAUUAUGGAGCAGGGUGGGGCACACUUCAUCAAUGCCUUCGUGACUACGCCCAUGUGCUGCCCUUCUCGCUCCUCCAUCCUCACGGGCAAGUACGUCCACAAUCACAACACCUACACCAACAACGAGAACUGCUCCUCGCCCUCCUGGCAGGCACAGCACGAGAGCCGCACCUUCGCCGUGUACCUCAACAGCACAGGCUACCGGACAGCUUUCUUUGGAAAGUAUCUCAAUGAGUACAAUGGCUCCUACGUGCCGCCGGGCUGGAAGGAGUGGGUCGGACUGCUUAAGAACUCCAGGUUUUACAACUACACACUCUGCCGGAACGGGGUGAAGGAGAAGCAUGGCUCCGACUACUCCACGGAUUACCUCACGGACCUCAUCACCAACGACAGCGUGAGCUUCUUCCGCACAUCCAAGAAGAUGUACCCACACAGACCCGUGCUCAUGGUCAUCAGCCAUGCAGCUCCCCAUGGCCCCGAAGACUCUGCCCCCCAGUACUCACGCCUCUUCCCCAAUGCGUCCCAGCACAUCACACCAAGUUACAACUAUGCACCCAAUCCCGACAAGCACUGGAUCAUGCGCUACACGGGACCCAUGAAGCCCAUCCACAUGGAGUUCACCAACAUGCUUCAGCGGAAACGCCUGCAGACACUCAUGUCUGUGGACGACUCCAUGGAGACGAUUUACGACAUGCUGGUGGAGACUGGUGAGCUGGAUAACACUUACAUCGUGUACACCGCCGACCACGGCUACCACAUUGGCCAGUUUGGCCUGGUGAAGGGCAAGUCCAUGCCCUAUGAGUUCGACAUCAGGGUCCCGUUCUAUGUGAGGGGCCCCAACGUGGAGGCCGGCUCUCUGAAUCCUCACAUCGUCCUCAACAUUGACCUGGCCCCCACCAUACUGGAUAUUGCCGGGCUGGACAUCCCCGCAGACAUGGAUGGGAAGUCUAUCCUCAAGCUAUUGGACUCAGAGCGGCCAAUGAACCGGUUCCACUUGAAAAAGAAGCUGAGGGUCUGGCGAGACUCCUUCCUGGUGGAGAGAGGCAAACUGCUCCACAAGAGAGACAGUGACAAAGUAGAUGCCCAGGAGGAGAACUUCCUGCCCAAGUACCAGCGUGUGAAGGACCUAUGCCAGCGCGCCGAGUACCAGACAGCUUGCGAGCAGCUGGGGCAGAAGUGGCAGUGUGUGGAAGAUGCUUCCGGGACGCUGAAGCUGCACAAGUGUAAGGGCCCCACACGGUUUGGUGGCGGCGGCGGCAGAGCCAUCUCCAACCUGGUGCCCAAGUACUACGGGCAGAGCCGCGAGGCCUGCAGCUGUGAUGGUGCUGGAGACUACAAACUGGGCCUGGCUGGACGCCGCAAACUCUUUAAGAAAAAGUACAAGACCAGCUAUGCUCGUAACCGCUCCAUCCGUUCCGUGGCCAUUGAGGUGGAUGGUGAGGUAUACCACGUAGGCUUGGACAGCGUGCCCCAGCCCCGGAACCUUACCAAGCGGCACUGGCCAGGGGCCCCAGAAGACCAGGAUGACAAGGACGGUGGCAGCUUCAGUGGUACUGGCGGUCUUCCAGACUAUUCCGCCCCCAAUCCCAUUAAAGUGACCCAUCGGUGCUACAUCCUCGAGAACGACACCGUCCAGUGUGACUUAGACCUGUACAAGUCCCUGCAGGCUUGGAAAGACCACAAGCUGCACAUCGACCAUGAGAUUGAAACCCUGCAGAACAAAAUUAAGAACCUGCGAGAGGUCAGAGGUCACCUGAAGAAGAAGCGGCCAGAAGAAUGUGACUGCCAUAAACUCAGUUACCACACCCAGCACAAAGGCCGCCUCAAGCACAAAGGCUCCAGCCUGCACCCUUUCAGGAAAGGACUGCAGGAGAAGGACAAGGUGUGGCUGCUGCGGGAGCAGAAACGGAAGAAGAAACUGCGCAAGCUGCUCAAGCGGCUGCAGAACAAUGACACGUGCAGCAUGCCAGGCCUCACGUGCUUCACCCACGACAACCACCACUGGCAGACCGCGCCUCUCUGGACGCUGGGACCCUUCUGUGCCUGCACCAGCGCCAACAAUAACACAUACUGGUGCUUGAGGACCAUCAACGAGACCCACAACUUCCUCUUCUGUGAAUUCGCGACUGGCUUCAUAGAAUACUUUGACCUCAGUACAGACCCUUACCAGCUGAUGAACGCAGUGAACACGCUGGACAGGGAUGUCCUCAAUCAACUGCACGUGCAGCUCAUGGAGCUGAGAAGCUGCAAAGGCUACAAGCAGUGCAACCCCCGGACCCGAAACAUGGACCUGGGACUCAAAGAUGGAGGAAGCUAUGAGCAAUACAGGCAGUUUCAGCGUCGAAAAUGGCCAGAAAUGAAGAGACCUUCUUCCAAAUCACUGGGACAGCUUUGGGAAGGCUGGGAAGGUUAAGCGGCCAUAGAGAGGAACCUCCAAAACCAGAGGCCUUGUGUGGCUGCCCAGGCUGUGCGAAAAACAGAUGAUUCCCGGUGCUGAAACUGGGAGGCCUGACAGGAGGCAGGGCCUGCUCUCUUGGGACAUGAAAUCCUUGAAGACUGCGCCCAGACUUCCCCGGGCCCAUUUUUUUUUUUGCCCUGCUUUGCUUUGGAUUGAACUUCACCAGCUGCUCAGAAAACAUUCUCACGUCUGGAAUCUGUCAGCCCUCUCAGAGGCUCGGACGGACAACAGGACUGAUUUCCAUGGAUCUCCUCCAGGGAUGAAAGUUGCUGGGAUUUUUUUUUUUAAGUCGUAUAAAGAAAACAAUCUUGUUUUAACCUUCUUAUUCUUUGGAGAAAGCACGAACAUGGGCAACCCCGGGUGCUGCCGGCAAGGCAGUCUGGCCAUGAGUCAAUAGCACAAAAGCAGCCCCAUUCACCUGGCCGGAUGACCCGCUGCCUCUGAAGCUGCCUUCACUGUAUAUAUGUGACUGCUCACAUGUAACCAACACAGGGACUCUAGGGGAAUCUCACUAAUACAAAAUCCCGUUCUCAAGAGUCGUGGUGUCAAUAAACGCUCUGUGGCCAGUGUCAACAAAAAUCCCUCGAGCUUGUGGACAUUUCUGUUCCCACCCGGGAUCCAUUCCUUUGUUAUCCAGCCCAGAACUCACGUUUUCUAAGGUACUGAACACCCAAGCUGAUGUGUGUCCUGUGUUUUAAUGACAUUGUAUUUGUAAAGAAAUUUUGUAGUAUAAGCACCAUCUUACAGUGUUCAUACCCCCAGUCAAUGACUAGCUACUGGUAUGAAAAAAAUCUUUGAAUUUUUGUAAAAGAUUAUGUUGG
Molecule: messenger RNA, 4030 nt
Organism: Microtus oregoni (creeping vole)
Lineage: Eukaryota; Metazoa; Chordata; Mammalia; Rodentia; Cricetidae
Gene: Sulf2
Product: sulfatase 2
Exons: 21
Coding region: 546-3164 (872 amino acids)
Cellular component (GO): plasma membrane; cell surface; endoplasmic reticulum
Molecular function (GO): calcium ion binding; glycosaminoglycan binding; N-acetylglucosamine-6-sulfatase activity
Source: RefSeq, a predicted model, not a curated record